This is a messenger RNA of Camponotus floridanus (Florida carpenter ant), 2526 nucleotides long. RefSeq names its product mediator of RNA polymerase II transcription subunit 26 (gene MED26). NCBI's taxonomy places the organism in Eukaryota, Metazoa, Arthropoda, Insecta, Hymenoptera, Formicidae. The transcript has 4 exons. Gene Ontology annotation, biological process: regulation of transcription by RNA polymerase II; positive regulation of gene expression. The record is from RefSeq and is a predicted model, not a curated record. Gene Ontology annotation, cellular component: mediator complex; nucleus; core mediator complex. Bases 607 to 2205 code for a protein of 532 amino acids. Gene Ontology annotation, molecular function: transcription coregulator activity.
CAGGCGAUGCGAUCGCCUCGGUGAACCCUCCCUCGCGAACGUUCCUCGUAAACGUAUUCUCGAUGGUGCGUUGUACGUUUUCUUUUUCCUCGUUUUAGGUCGCGGAAAUUGUACGAAUCGCGUAAAGUCUGUCCAUCGCGUUGGCCGUUGAUUCGAGAUUGACUUUCGCGUAUCCGUUUUUCGAUCGUCUCGAUUUCCUGAAAUACAUAUGACAUUCUUGGCGAGGAGCGAUUUGUCGCUUCCAUCGACGACGAUCGAGACGUGGUCUCCGUCAGAAAUUUUCCUCCCUUGCUUUCCAUUCCUCGACGGAGACAGCCAUGCUGCUCACGGGACUGUCCAAGUUUCGUCCGCGUUUUACGUUUUCGAGACGUACACGUGUACAGAACGUUCUCGCGCUGGUCCGUGCACUUUGAAAGUUCGUUCUGAUAAUCCUCGAAACGUUCGCUGCAAGAAACUUUAUUUCUGUCGUAAAACAUCGUUGCCCAGCGCAGAUUUGCCAUUUGAUAAACCGUGACGCAAUCUUCGUGCGAUCGGAAAUUUUGAUUAAAUCGUCGAUUGAAUUUCUUGACAAACAUCUACAAUUCUGCAAAAAUCUAUGUCGUCGAUAUGCGAACUGUUGUGGAUGUCAUUACGGCAUUGGAAAAGACGACAAUCACUAAAGAAGUGUUGGAGAUUACAAGGCUUGGAAAACACAUCAAUGAGCUUCGUCGAAAGACAAGUAAUGAAACCUUGGCCAAGCGUGCAAAGGAUUUGGUACGACACUGGCGAGACAUGGUUUUACCAUCGGUGCAUUCUACACCACAGCCCACCCUGGCUGAUACUGCACCGCCAGCUCUCAAUGGCGCAAAGGAAGUAGCCUUGAGGAACUUCAAACCACAGAGUCCUGCGUUACGAGGAUUACUUAAGCCUCACAGUCCUUUAUUAAAAGAUGCCACUCCUCUCAGAGUACUCAGUCCGGCGCUAUCCAUGCACAGCGAUCAUUCGCGAUCUCCCAACGCAUCAACAAAUAGCAAACAGUCAAUUACACCGACCAGCAAUCACAGGAUAAGUUCCUGCUCGAGGAAUGCCUCGCCAGUGCUCAGUUCCUCGAGCCAGAAUCACACAAUAGAAGCAGUACCGCGUACACACAGUUCUAAUAAACGGUUACGGAAAGAGGAAAGCGGUAAGGAGCAACAUCAAUGCUAUCAAUCGCCACACGGAAUUGAGCCGAUGGUAGAGCAAGUCCCUGCCAAAAAUCAACGGCUCAAUGGCGAGAAUAUAAGUGGUAAUUUAAAUUCGCAAGUGCCUAGCCCCACGCUGAAGGAACGAAUCUCCUCCUCUUUUACGGAGACCGAUUCUCUUGAGGUAACGGACGAUAAUCCAGGUCCGAAGAAACGCGGCCGAAAAAAGGGCAGCAAGUCGGCGAAGCGACAACCGUUCCUUGAGGACAGCGUGAAAAAGAAGCUGGCCAGUAUCUCAAGGACUCCAAAAUUGAAGACCACGCAGGAGAUAGUGGCUCAGCUGCAAGCGGGUCGAAGCAACUGUAGCCCCGGUAAUACGAAUGCCCUACCUAGUCAAAGCGUCGUGGAACCACCUAAUACGGAGGACGUUCUGCGAAGCAGCAGCAACGAUCAAGUGUCUAAAUAUUGUUCGAGCCAAAAUCUUCACAGGAGUCUUGCCUCCUCGGAAACGUCAUCCACUGGUAAAACACAGACGACACGAUUCGCAGAAAACUGGCCCGAGGCAUGCCAAGACCGAUUGCGCGAAGACGAUAAAUCUACAGGCAUCGAUCAGUCAUCGACGUGUCGGUCACCGUCGCAUCGAGAUCUCACGGUCGAAGAGAUACUGGCCAAGUUACCGCCCUUAGAUCCCAGUUCGAUAGACUGGGGUGAAGAUGAAGAACAGAACUAUAUCGAAUGUUCACCACCACCACGGAAUGCUACCGCCGAAGAUCUUGAAAGGUUACAUACGCAAAGUAUCGAAGGACUUAAUGGCAACUUUCAGCUCUCAUCAAUGACCGCUUGUCGUUCCGAUGGUGACGAGCACUCGAACGCCAGAGACGAAGAAAAUAAAGUGUCGUCUGGACUAUCGAACGUGGAUAGCGUAAAAAGUGUGCAUAACAACCAGACUGAUAGUGCGGAAUUUCGGGAGUGGCAUCAGAUGCUGGCAAGGUCCAGUUACCAGGGCGAGAUCCUCAACAUAAUGCCUUAUGUUAUUAUCGAUUAGUGAUUUUAUCAUCGUAUUCUCUAUUAUUAUUCUUCCCCUGAAAAAAAAAGAAAGAAUUGUGAAGAGAAUUUACAGAUGAUUAAAAACGACCGAUCGGUCAAAAAUCAAUCGGUCGGUUGAUUUAUUAAAAUUAACAAUUUCUAUAAUUGCGGUUUUUGAGAUUGUGCUGUUUAUUUCUAUUUACGCCGAAGCGUCUAUACCGCCAUUCUUCCCCUGUCAUUAUCAUUCCCCCGUUGUUAUAUAGUUAUUAUCUCGCUGAUCGAACAUGUGCAACCGCGCGCGGCGAGUGGCCAUUCUUCGUAUCGUCAUCAUCGUUAUCAA